AUGUCCCGUCCGGACGACAUCUUUGCGCUUACAGGGCUGCAGGCACCGCCCCUGAGCGGAGCGAAAGUGCGGCUGAACAGCACGUACGGCUCGCCUGCGGACUAUGCGCAGGCCAUCGACGAGCUGCGGGCAGUGUUUCCGCCAGAAGACGUGUCGACCGACCCUGCGGUCCUGGAUGCGCACGGUCGGCUCGCUGGAUACAAUGAAAGCUUUCCGCACAGUGUCGUCGUUGUGCCGAGGUCGACAGAAGACGUCGUACGAAUCGUGAACAUCUCGCGCAAGUACCGCGUGCCUGUUGUCGCGUACGGUGGCGGCACGAGUCUCGAGGGCCAUUUUUAUGGCACGGAUGCUAAGGGCAUAUGCGUGGACAUGUCCGCGAUGAGCAAGGUCCUCGAGCUACACGAGGCGGACGCGGACUUAGUCUGUCAAGCAGGUGCAAAGUGGACAGAUAUCAAUGCAGUGCUGAAAGAGAAAGGCAUACCGCUGUUCUUCCCCCUGGACCCCGCCAUAGGUGCAAGUAUUGGGGGGAUGAUUUCCACCGGGUGCUCGGGCACUAAUGCUGUAAGAUAUGGCACAGCAAAGGGGGAGUGGUUCCUCAAUGCGACUGUUGUCCUGCCUUCUGGUGAGGUGAUCAAGACCCGCCGCCGUUCGAGAAAGUGUUCCGCCGGCUUCGACACCCUACGGUUGUUCCUCGGCGCAGAGGGCACGCUCGGUAUUAUGACAGAGGUUACAAUUCGUCUUGCACCACUCCUCCCGACUCGCGUCGCCGUCGUGCAGUUCCCUAGCGUCGAGCACGCGACGCGCGCGUCGAUUGAGGCGCUGAAUUACGGGGUUAACCUCCAAUGUAUCGAGCUCCUCGACGCGCUAACCAUGAAGACAUUGAACGCGUACGAGGCGCGGACGUGGCCCGAGAAGGACAGCCUCUUCAUCAAGAUCCAGGGUGCGACGCCAGCAUUCAUCGAGGAAAGCGCGCGAAUCCUACGUGCUGUCGCUGAGAAGCACGGCGGGACUGAUUUCGAGUUCGCUGCGACCGAGGCGCAGGCCGAGGAGCUCUGGCUCGCGCGCAAGAACUCGUUCUACGCCGGCUAUGCCAUGUUCCCUGGAGCAAAGGCGGUCGAAACGGACGUCUGGUCAGCUUCUCUCUCAGCUUGA
Molecule: messenger RNA, 1152 nt
Organism: Phanerochaete carnosa HHB-10118-sp
Lineage: Eukaryota; Fungi; Basidiomycota; Agaricomycetes; Polyporales; Phanerochaetaceae
Exons: 8
Coding region: 1-1152 (383 amino acids)
Biological process (GO): lactate catabolic process
Cellular component (GO): mitochondrion
Molecular function (GO): FAD binding; D-lactate dehydrogenase (cytochrome) activity; D-lactate dehydrogenase (NAD+) activity
Source: RefSeq, a predicted model, not a curated record